Daphnia carinata is the source of this 1167-nucleotide messenger RNA. RefSeq names its product procathepsin L-like. Gene Ontology annotation, biological process: immune response. Bases 41 to 1051 code for a protein of 336 amino acids. Gene Ontology annotation, molecular function: cysteine-type endopeptidase activity. The transcript is spliced from 12 exons. Gene Ontology annotation, cellular component: lysosome. Lineage: Eukaryota; Metazoa; Arthropoda; Branchiopoda; Diplostraca; Daphniidae. The record is from RefSeq and is a predicted model, not a curated record.
AACAGCGCCGUACUCAAAGCUCAUCAGAACGAAUCCUGUCAUGAAGCUACAAGUACUCGUUUUAUUUGCCACUUUGGCUGUUGCCGUAGCCCAAGAUUUUCUUCAGGAUGACGAAAAUCGAGAUUCCACCGACGAUGCUGAUUGGGAGCGCUUUAAGGCUAAGCACAAGAAGAAAUUUAAGAAUAAAGAUCGUGAAAGAAUUCGUAAAAAUAGAUUCGUGCAACACAACAGGCAAAUCAAGAAGCAUAAUCAAAUGGGGAAAUCAAGCUACACGCUACAAGCAAAUCAAUUCACCGAUUGGUCGGAGGCUGAACUUGAACAACUGAAAGGAGAAAUCGAUACGGACAAUGAAAUUCCUGGACCUGUCGUCAGCACUGAUAUACUUCGACAAUCUGUUCCCGACGCUGUUGAUUUGAGAAAAAAUCCAUGCAUGCCAAAGGUUAAAUAUCAAGGUGGCUGUGGUUCGUGUUAUUCUUUCGCUGCCACGACUCCAAUAGAAUUCCAGCGCUGUCAGAAAACAGGGAAAUUGGUUACCUUGAGUGAGGAGAACAUCGUCGACUGUAGUCAGAAAUAUGGUAAUGCCGGCUGCAACGGAGGUUUGGCCCUGCGCGCUUGGAAUUAUGUAAAGGAUAUCGGCAUCAAUACCGAAGAGGCUUAUCCCUACCAAGGCGAAGAAACCUUGUGCGAGUAUUCUGCAAGCAAUUACGGGGGCAACGUCACCAGUUGGUCGUAUGCAACUAGGAGUAACGACGAGGAAGCUAUGAAGGCUGUCGUUGCAAACUAUGGCCCUUUGGCUGUGUCGAUUGACGCCACCAACUGGGAAUUUUACAGCUCUGGAGUGUUCUCAUCCGCUGCGUGUUCGAAUACCAGUACCAACCAUGCUGUCGUCAUAGUGGGUUACGGAAAGGAUGAAAAUUCCAAUAAACCUUACUGGAUUGUACGUAAUUCAUGGGGACCAGAGUGGGGCCAAGACGGCUACAUUUACCUCGAACGGGGUGCGAACAUGUGUGCUGUUUCUAAGCGUGCUGUAUUCCCAACAGCUCAUUACUGAAGACAUCACUGUAUUACGUUAAUUGAUGCACAGUGGCAUUGCUCUGGAAAUCAAUUCUACUGAAUCAAUGGCAAAAUAUACGAAAUAUAGUUGGUGGUAGUGUAUUGCAAAAUUAA